GUUGUGUAUUAUGGCAGCGGUUCAAUGAUGAGAUGAACACCUGCGGUUCGUGCACCGUGAGGAUACUCUUGAAUUGGUCCCGCGUAAAAAGUGACCUCCCCCUCCUCCCGAAGAAAUCCUGAAAUCAGUUGGCUCUUUCUCCAGAGCUUCCGUAGAGCCCAGGGCAGAUACAAAAACACACCCAGUGUAGACAACGAGUAAAUCGACUAUACAAGGCAAAGUUUGCGCUGCUCGGAUCCAUGUUGGUUGUGUGGAAUUACUUAUACGUGGUUAAGCAGUGAAGCGCCUCCCAGUGCCUCGGUCAUAGACCAUGAAACCCAGCGCAUUUAUGCAAAACGCAUUUUGGGUUGAGCGCGAUCCUAUAGCUGAGGAGGGUCCUUCCACUUGCCCACAGGGCCCCCUCCACCUCAACCUUCCUUCCCUUCUUUAUACAUCUCCUCCUGCAUGGACUCUCGAUGCCGGAACAUGCUAAAAUAUUUGGGCAGAAACUCGGUUCCGUUGCUGGAGUCUGUGGCUGGAUUCUAAUUUGAUGUUUUGCUGGGAAUAAUCUCCCUAUUUCUGACAGAAAAGAACUUACGCUGACUAUUACAGCUCAAGAAAACUAAGUGAACACACAAAACAGUUAAAUUAUUAGAUGUUUGAUCAAGCCACGAGUAUGGGCGAUGGAAUCGCCGAAGACCGAAACCACCGUGAAUCCAAUUCGUUGUGCCGUGACCGCGGCAGAGACUCCAAAAGCUGGACGGAAGUUCGGAACCGGUCACCUGUGCAGAGUUCUACCGACACACCGGGGACUUCGGCGUCCACACCGACUUCAUCUAGCGAGGAUGGACACGAUAAACUUUUAGGAGUCGAUCCGGACUAUUGCCGAAGGAUUCUGGUUAGAGACGCCAAGGGCACUAUUCGGGAGAUUGUUCUGCCGAAAGGCCUGGAUCUGGACCGGCCGAAGCGCACGCGGACCUCGUUCACGGCGGAGCAGCUCUACCGGCUGGAGCUCGAGUUCCAGCGAUGCCAGUAUGUGGUCGGACGCGAGCGCACGGAGCUCGCCAGACAGCUCAAUCUGUCAGAAACUCAGGUGAAAGUGUGGUUUCAAAACCGCCGCACCAAACAGAAGAAGGACCAGACCAAGGACACUGACAAACGGUCGUCGUCCACUUCCGAAUCGCUCGCCACUUGCAACAUCCUGCGGCUGCUUGAACAGGGGCGUCUUCUGUCUGUGCCUGCACAUCCGCCCAACCCGCUGCUGGCUCACCCGCACGCAGGCAACAGCUCACUCCUGGACAGCCCGUCCGUAUCCACUUCCUCUGGGGUGAGUAGCAGCACCACGCCUCCCAGGGCGGUGGCGGGCGGGACGUUCGGACUGUCGCUGUCUUCUUUAGGCGGCACCUCGCCAUGCCUCGGGGUCCCACCGCCCUCCCUAUGCUUUACCAUGCCUCUCCUGGGUGGCACCCAUCACGAACUGCCAUCGGGAUAUGGGUGCGGAUCCUCAGCCUUCGAGCCCUACAUGAGGAUAGAGAGGAAGGACGGAGAGUUAAAUGGGAAGAAGACUGUUUCCUAAAAACUUUCCCAACCGACUGGUACCUUCCCCCUUCUACCUGUCUCAGGGGUCUCACCUGUGCUGUGAACAACCGGAAGGUUCGCAAACUAACAGAAAGAGAUUGAAAGACGGCCUCUCUUGCGCUAGUGCCUACAACCAAACCGAGGCCGGUCAGACUCCAUCGUUCCAGUGGAGGGGAGCGUUUGGGACGAAGCCUGUAAUUAAGUAUCGCUGUGUUCGGUGAAUUUCAUCGUCCACAGGUUUCCUUCCAUUUUUGCAUUAAUUGUGUGGUGAGGAACUUAUUCUAUGUGAACGAUGGAAAACGCUGUAAAUGUAACCGUGACUGUAAAAGGCUAAAUCAUUUCACAAGUUGAGUGUAAAAAAAAAAAAAACUA
Molecule: messenger RNA, 1929 nt
Organism: Sinocyclocheilus rhinocerous
Lineage: Eukaryota; Metazoa; Chordata; Actinopteri; Cypriniformes; Cyprinidae
Product: ventral anterior homeobox 2-like
Exons: 4
Coding region: 635-1555 (306 amino acids)
Biological process (GO): brain development; neuron differentiation; central nervous system development
Cellular component (GO): nucleus
Molecular function (GO): RNA polymerase II cis-regulatory region sequence-specific DNA binding; DNA-binding transcription factor activity, RNA polymerase II-specific
Source: RefSeq, a predicted model, not a curated record